Hyaloscypha bicolor E is the source of this 1339-nucleotide messenger RNA. RefSeq lists its product as uncharacterized. The record is from RefSeq and is a predicted model, not a curated record. The transcript has a single exon. The coding region runs from base 481 to 1233 and encodes 250 amino acids. NCBI's taxonomy places the organism in Eukaryota, Fungi, Ascomycota, Leotiomycetes, Helotiales, Hyaloscyphaceae.
CCCAAACCGUGCCGCAUGAAAUCUUAUAAGAAGUCGGAGCGGGGACCCAUUCUCCUUAACCAUCUGAAGGUCGAUAAAUUAAGUUUGCGGACGGUCUGGCAAACUGAUCUCCAAUUUAUCAAUCUGUCGAACAUGAGGUGUCUAACCAUUUCGUGUCUCCUGGCCAUAGGGCUAAGCGGACUUGCUGAUGCUCUUCCCAAUCCAAGUUCAACGACAAGUGAGUCCUCCUCGUUCCUCCAAUGAAUCAAGAAAACUAAGAAUCAAUUCUCAGAUAACAUACGUCGCCAAGUAAAUCCCGACUCCUACUGCACGUCCUUCCCCUGCACCCCUCCCGCCAUCCCCGUCUUCAACGAAGUCUUCAAUACCUGCGGUUGCAAGAUUAUCCCCCCACAAUGCGCAAACCUAAUAUGCGACGCGCUACACCACCAAUCCUACGACAACAAGACCGGGAAAUGCACCUGCGAGUUCGGAACGGGUAUCAUGCCCGUGCCGACCGAGAUACCUCCCUCCCUGAUAGGCAAAGUCUCGAAAAGAGAAACAUCGCUCCCGCCAGCCAUCUGUCCCGAAGUGUUUUGCGGAGCAGGAAGCACAAUGGAUCGAGAUACCUGUACCUGUGUGGCAACAUGGCCAUUAGCAGAAUCCUGCCCCCUUAUUAAAUGCAGAGGUGGAUACCAUCCCGUAUACCACACGACAACAGGGAGCUGUGGCUGUGAUCUCGAUUGUCCUUCACUCACCUGCAUCCUACCCCUCACCACCUACUACAACUUCUCAACGAUGGCCUGUACUUGCGAGGACAUGUCCGCCUUCUCUGAUGACACACCAACUCCAACGAUUGUAAUGAAAUUGCCGCCGACAACUUCAAGCAUAAUCAAACAGUUACCACCGACCACCAAUUCGGUAGCGAAGCAAGCACCACCGAUCACUGAUCUCCCUUUUACGACUUUACCUACCCUCAGCGGAACGAGAGUUGGCCCGCCCAUCUCGCCUACAUUUCCAACGCAUCGGCCGACUACCUUCCAGACGGUGAGCGCGUCGUUGGCACUUCCUCCUUUUUACCAGACGGCGCCGGUGGCUGCUCCUCCUGUUGCUACUGCGCCAGCGGCUUUACCUCCAGCGACUGGGACGGGCUGUACGGGUUUGUAUUGUAUUAGUGAGAUGCACCCGGUUUUCAAUAGUGAGCUGGGGAGGUGUCAGUGUGUUUGGAUUGAAGGGUUGGGACCGGCUGGUACGUGAGGGGUUGGUGGGAACGGGGGGAGAAUGUACAGAUUUUAUGUGUGGAAGUUGAGGGUUAGUUGACACUGUAACAAAACAAUGCGAUGGAGUAUCAGUUCGUUUAUUU